Molecule: messenger RNA, 4090 nt
Organism: Orcinus orca (killer whale)
Lineage: Eukaryota; Metazoa; Chordata; Mammalia; Artiodactyla; Delphinidae
Gene: NEK7
Product: NIMA related kinase 7
Exons: 10
Coding region: 18-1199 (393 amino acids)
Biological process (GO): protein phosphorylation
Molecular function (GO): protein kinase activity; ATP binding
Source: RefSeq, a predicted model, not a curated record
UCCUCGGGGAUGCCGGGAUGUUUACACUCUUGACAGCAGCGGCCGCUGGAGGAGGAGCGGGAGUCUUGGGAGGAUGGGCCACCGCUAAGCUCGCGCUCCGGACGCGCCUCGCCGUGCACAGGGUGGGUCUCCGUGCCUGCAGCGUCCGCGGGGGCGGCGCGGCGGGAGGUGGCCAGCGCUCCGGGCCUAGCAGCCACAGCCCCUGGCCCAGCGGGCCUGUGCGCGGCACCGCCUGGCCGAGCCGCCCGCCCGCCCCGGGUCCCUCGCCGGCCGGAGAACGGAGAGCUCCCCGUUUCUUGAAGGCCUUACGACCGGAUAUGGGCUAUAAUACAUUAGCCAACUUUCGAAUAGAAAAGAAAAUUGGUCGCGGGCAAUUUAGUGAAGUUUAUAGAGCAGCCUGUCUCUUGGAUGGAGUACCAGUAGCUUUAAAAAAAGUGCAGAUAUUUGAUUUAAUGGACGCCAAAGCACGUGCUGAUUGUAUCAAAGAAAUAGAUCUCCUUAAGCAACUCAACCAUCCUAAUGUAAUUAAAUAUUAUGCAUCAUUCAUUGAAGAUAAUGAACUAAACAUAGUUUUGGAAUUAGCAGAUGCUGGUGAUCUAUCCAGAAUGAUAAAGCAUUUUAAGAAACAAAAGAGGCUAAUUCCUGAAAGGACUGUUUGGAAGUACUUCGUGCAGCUGUGCAGUGCACUGGAGCACAUGCAUUCUCGACGAGUCAUGCACCGGGAUAUAAAACCAGCUAAUGUGUUCAUUACAGCCACUGGGGUCGUCAAACUUGGAGAUCUUGGGCUUGGUCGGUUUUUUAGCUCCAAAACCACAGCUGCACAUUCUUUAGGGAGAAAAUACCACACUUGCAUUCAUUGGGUACACCUUAUUACAUGUCUCCAGAGAGAAUACAUGAAAAUGGGUACAACUUCAAAUCUGACAUCUGGUCCCUUGGCUGUCUACUGUAUGAGUUUCAUUGGGAGCAUUUUACAGAUGGCUGCGUUACAGAGUCCUUUCUAUGGCGACAAAAUGAACUUGUACUCGCUGUGUAAGAAGAUAGAGCAGUGUGACUACCCACCUCUUCCUUCAGAUCACUAUUCAGAGGAGCUGCGGCAGUUGGUGAACAUGUGCAUCAACCCAGACCCAGAAAAGCGACCAGACAUCACGUAUGUGUACGACGUGGCCAAGAGGAUGCAUGCCUGCAUGGCCAGCAGCUGAGCGCAUGGACGGCGUGGAGGAUGUAAGCAACCCAAGUUCAAGUAUUUCUGUGCAAAUCAUACCUCCCUGUUCUUGGGUGUUAAGACUAAUAUUUCAGAGCUAGUGUGCUUUGAAUCCUUAACCAGUUUUCAUCUAAGCUUCAUUUUGUACCAAUUUAAGUCACCUUCUUGCAAACCCCAGUGACUUUGGAAUAAUCAGAUUGCGUGUUAGGAGAGCAAAUGGAACAUGAUGGUUUUUAAUGGCUAAAGAUUUUUAGAAUUAUUUUGAGUUUUGUGCUGAUAAGUCAUGUUCAGAUAGACUCUCAGUGCCAAAUGUUGGCGGCUCAGCUUGGCCCCAUUGGGACAGACGUGCAGCCUGAGGAAGGUAUCUGAACAUGUGCCUUGUGUGCUGCUCUCCAAUCAUUUAUGGACAUUUGAGAUGAACCCAAUUGUGAACUUUUGUGCUUAUUUUAUUUUUAAAAGUUUGAAGUAUGUGUUUUAGUUCUUAGCAUUGUAGCUUUCAAAUAGGAUUCUUAAAGAUAAAUGUAGACAUAUGAACUAUUUGAGAAGCCUUUAAAACUCUUAUAGAUUUAAAAUAGCUUAUACAUUCAAAAUGCAACUAUUAAAUGUGAAAAGAUUUGGGGAUAAAAUGUGAGUCAGACACUGAAGAGUUUUCUGCUUUAUUUUGUUUUAUUUUAAUAUCUUUGAAAUUCUCCUUGCAUUAAAAUGGUAUAAAUGAAUCCAUUUAAAAAGUGGUUAAGGAUUUGUUUGGCUGGCGUGGUAGUAAUUUUCCAAGUUGCACAUUGCCCAAGGCUUUUCUGUGUGUUUUUACUGUUCUUUGUACAUUUGAAAAAUAUUCUUCGAAUAAUCCUGCAGUACUAUUUUCAAUUUCUUUAUAAAUUUAAAUGCUCUACUCAUGAUUGUACACUAUAGUGUAAGCAUAUGUUUUUAUUCAUAGAUUUUAUUGAAGUUCUGAUUGAUCCCCUUCAGAAAUUUUUUUUAUUCAAGUUACUUUCCUAUUUAUAUUGUACAUGCAUUUUAUCCACUAAUGUUUCAGAUUUUCUGACAACAUAAUAACCUUAAAAUAAAUAUUUGAUAUACCAACACUUUUCCUGGAUUGAAAACAUUUUUUUUUUUCAAUUUUUAAAAUUUGGGCCACUGUGUAUGCACGGUGCCGUGUCUUGUUAGGAAGAGGGAUGUGCAUUGUACUGUAGCUGUGAAUGUUGAUACUGUUUCAAUUUAUCCGACAAGGUUGUAACUUUAGAAUAUGUUUAAAGAAAUGAAAACUGGCCACUACCACAAACAGAAUUUUUAUGAGCUAAACGUUUCUAUUGAGAAGCUUUUAGGCAAAGUACUGUAUUCAUGCAUAAAGAUAACAGAGGUGGUAACACUUUGUUUAGUUUAAGGAAAUGGGCAGAGUUUAGUAAAUGCUGUCAUGGAGAUGUUUUCCCUGAAUGCCUUCAUGUUAGUGGUGACCAGCUCCUCCCAGAGUUGUGAAGCCAAAAGCCUGCGUGGCAGUCACUGCCUAAGGACGCCCAUGCCACCAUGUAACCUUGGGACAAUAAUCCUGCCAACAGGAAACCCUCAUGCUCAGAGAACACCUACCUUUAGCCCAUAUGACUGCUAGUUUUAUUUUUUCCACAGAAGUAUUUUUUCUUAAAAUCAUUUGAAUACGUCCAAGUCAUUUGUAAACUUUAAAAAUGUACAAAGGACAAAAGUGUAAACUUUUUUUCUAAAUUUAGUCAGCUACAGUAUCUUAAUCAUUUCUGAAUGGAGGGUAAUUUUAUCCCGGGACAGACACAGGAGAGGUGGUCAUUCUGUAUGUGAGGGCCGGGCAUGCUGUUUCUCCCAGAUUCUGGUGACUUUGACCGCAUUGGACGCCCGCACCCUCCUCUCCAGAGUGACGAAGGGAAUUGUUUCUGUUGACCGUUAGUGUCAUGUUCAUUUUAAUGUAAUAUGAUUCAUGGAGGUGAAAUGUUCUCUAGUUGGAACAGAUACACUCCUUUUUCUUGUGAUCUUUAAAGAUACAUGGAUCUAAAAACCAUCAGCUUAACGCCUCACAGGACUUUUAAGCAGAGAUUUAAACUUUUAAGUGAAUCUAUCUGCUGGAAGGAGAUAGUUGGGAAGAACUUAUUGAUCAGGGAAGUCCAUUAUUGUUUUCUACAUAUGGAAACUUUUUGUUUUGGACAUUGUAUCCUUAUCUAAGUGUUCAUAUUUUUCUUGCAGAAACCACUGCACAUAACAAAUUUUAAUUUUGAACGGGAUCAUUUCAAAGAAUUAUGAAGAUGAUUAAUUUUUAUAAUCACCUAUAAAAUGUUCUCUUUGUAUUUCUGUUUAUAAGUAAAUUUUGUAUUGAUUAAGUAAAACAUUUGAGUUGAUGAGGAACAGUAAAAUGAAAGGUACAUCUGAUUCUAACCCUUAUUUUAGACUUUGGUACCAGUUCCCCAGGACACAACAUGGGGUGACUUUGUUUCAUGUGCUGAGGUUUAGGAAUGGUAGAUGAAGCGUAUCCCUGUAUAAAUAAAGCGUUCAGCAAUGUGCAAUGAUUGUGAAUUUAGUAAGACAGGACAGCCACUUCAUGACCGCUUACCAUUCUACAUAGUGUCUAUUACACAACACCAUUCUUGUAUCAAUAUACACUUCAGGUGUUACUGUUAACAUUUGCAUAUUUAUUUUAACCAAAAUGUUAUUCAUAUUAAAUGUUUUUUCUUUAAAAUGAAUGUAUUAUGUUUAUAACCCACGAAUGCAUAAUUAUCAUAUGCCUCCUAUUUCAAUAGUACUGUAAUAUGGACUUCUUUUGUGAAGUACUUUUAUUUUGUUAUGCUACCAAUACACAUACUAAAAAGACUCUGUUGUUAGCUUUGAAAAUUGUAUAAUAUCCUAAUAUAAAUUAAAAAUUAAGUACAGUAAAAA